AAACUCGCAAGAGGAAAAAAAGACCAUUCGCGUCGCGUGCGUAUUCUUUGCUUCCGCUCUCGAUAGAUCGCGAGGAAAGGAGUAGUACGGCGGCGGCGGCGGCAUCGUCGGCGGCGAUGAGGUCGGCCAUGACCCGCCUGAUCCGUUCCUCGUCCCCCGUAGUCUCGCCCUCCCGUCUCAGCGCCGCAAACUUGUUAAAGAACAAUAAUGGGAAGGCUUUCUUGAGCGAGGAUGCUUCCAAGCGUGUGGAGGAGCCUUUCAAGGUGGAGGAAGCAGAAACCGUGAAGGUGCCACCGCCUUCCCCGGACAAGCUUCUUGUGCUAGGUGGAAAUGGUUUUGUUGGUUCACAUGUUUGCAAGGAGGCUUUGGACAAAGGAUUUACUGUUGCUAGUCUUAAUAGAUCUGGAAAGCCAUCAAUAAGUGAAUCUUGGGCUGACAAAGUUAUAUGGAACAAAGGCAAUCUACUUGAACCUGAUUCCCUGAAGGAUAUUAUGGAAGGUGUUUCUGCUGUGGUAUCAUGUGUUGGAGGCUUUGGCUCAAAUUCUUACAUGUACAAAAUUAAUGGAACUGCAAACAUCAAUGCCAUCAGUGUUGCAGCUGAGAAAGGUAUUAAGAGAUUUGUGUAUGUGUCAGCAGCGGACUUUGGUUUUGUGAACUACUUGUUGCAAGGUUAUUAUGAGGGCAAGAGGGCAACUGAAGCUGAACUGCUAUCAAAAUUUACCUAUGGCGGAGUGAUUUUGAGGCCUGGUUUUAUUCAUGGAACUCGCCGUGUCGGUAGCGUAAAAAUACCUCUUGGACUUGUUGGUUCUCCUAUGCAAAUGAUCUCCCUGUGCACUGCAGGUUCUCCAAAGUGCGAAGCCGUUGACGAGAUUGCCGCUGGUUGGCCCACUGUUGACCCCUCCAGUGAGUGUUGCCUCCGUGGCGAAGGUCGCUGUAAGAGCAGCAACUGAUCCAGUGUUUCCUCCGGGUAUUGUUGAUGUGUACGGCAUCAUGCGAUACAGUGACCAGAAGUAGAAGUAAUAAAUAUUACACCGGAUCAUACAAAUUCUAUCUCCGAAUGAAUAAGCAGAUGUGGCUGGCACGUUAGACUUUUGCGCUUGUUUCGUUUUCAUAGAUUUUUACAGUUAGUAGGGGAACCUUAUUUAACUGAUCCAUGUCAAUCAGUGGUGAAGAUGUAUAUAGUAAAUAAAUCGUAUCAUGCUCACCAUGUUUGAUUGCAGUCAAUGAUCUGCUCUCGUCCAUGUUGCAUCUGAAGUUUUUUAAGUGGCUACAUUUUAAAGCAUCCAUCA
Messenger RNA from Oryza sativa Japonica Group (Japanese rice), 1289 nucleotides. RefSeq lists its product as uncharacterized. Gene Ontology annotation, cellular component: mitochondrion. Gene Ontology annotation, molecular function: protein-containing complex binding. The record is from RefSeq and is a predicted model, not a curated record. NCBI's taxonomy places the organism in Eukaryota, Viridiplantae, Streptophyta, Magnoliopsida, Poales, Poaceae.